Molecule: messenger RNA, 816 nt
Organism: Topomyia yanbarensis
Lineage: Eukaryota; Metazoa; Arthropoda; Insecta; Diptera; Culicidae
Exons: 3
Coding region: 1-720 (239 amino acids)
Molecular function (GO): N-acetyltransferase activity
Source: RefSeq, a predicted model, not a curated record
AUGGUAUGGACAAGACCACCGAGCCCGCCCAUUCCUACAGUUUGGCAUACCUUCAAGGCGAAGGAUGUCGACAGUGAUCGUCUGGUUACAUAUCGCGUUCAGGAUCUGACCGAGGAUCGCUACGAGGACAUGAUUCAACAUUUUCUGAACCACUUUAUAGAGGAAGAACCGUGUUCCGUGAGCAAAGGAACUUCAAAGAAUGCAACACUACGAGAAGCCACGAUUCAGCUCUGGAGGAAGGGUUUGGAGGAAAAGAUGACUCUCGUUUGCUACCGGGAAGGAUCGGAUGAAAUUGUUGGAGCGAAUAUUCUGCUCGUGAAAAGCUUGGAUGAAGAUUACGAUGGUGAUACUUUACCGUAUGACGAGCAAGGCGAUUUACGGGCAAUUCUUGAGUAUGUAUCGAAUCAAUUCGACGUCUUCAAGCAUUAUGGUGUAGAUCACCGGAUGAUCGCUUAUGGUCUGACCGUGAAUAAGCGCUACCGUGGUCGGGGAAUUGCCACAGAGAUUAUAAAGGCACGAGUGCCGAUGUGUAAGGCGCUCGGGAUUAAGCUGGCGGCACACCCAUUCUCCGCAAUCGGAUCACAGAGAGCGGCCAUCAAUGCGGGAUACAGGACAGACUAUGAGAUAACAUAUGACGAGCUUGCCGCUAUGGGACCUAAAUACGCAUUACCCGGCGUACAGUCGAAGAGUUUUAAGCUGAUGAGUUAUUCGAUGGAAUGAUGUGGGGAAAGGCUGACACUAUUUGAGUGAAAAAAGGUUUUGACUAAACUGUGAAGUAAUUUUACUGGUCAAAAUUUGUACAACACGAAAUCUCAG